Colletes gigas is the source of this 5476-nucleotide messenger RNA. RefSeq names its product RNA-binding protein 26 (gene swm). Gene Ontology annotation, molecular function: RNA binding; metal ion binding. Lineage: Eukaryota; Metazoa; Arthropoda; Insecta; Hymenoptera; Colletidae. The record is from RefSeq and is a predicted model, not a curated record. Gene Ontology annotation, biological process: mRNA processing. Gene Ontology annotation, cellular component: nucleus. The transcript is spliced from 10 exons. The coding region runs from base 108 to 2993 and encodes 961 amino acids.
AUGGCGACUGUCUUUACUUAGGGGAAUACUUAUUCCCGCCCAGAAAUUGUGUAAUUAACGUGUGUUUUUGAAAAGUUCCAUGUGUUUUCAUCGCAUAUUCACUAAAAAUGAUAAUAGAGAAUCCAGAUCAAUUCAAGGCGUGGCUCACCGCCGUCUUGGAGCCGCUUUGUGAUGCUGAUCCUGCUGCAUUAGCAAAAUAUGUAUAUGCCCUCGUUAAGAAGGACAAAACAUUGGAAGAAUUGAGAGGUGGAAUGGUCGAACAACUUGAUGUAUUUCUGCAACAUGAAACCAAGAACUUUGUGGAAUUGUUAUUUAAAACAUUGGAGACUCAAGAAUACAUACUUCCACCUGCAAAGAAUGAUCCAGAUAGCGGUGGGACACCACCAGGUGUAAAUCCACCAGCGCCUGCAUUAGUAACAGAAAAGAUAGCUGAAAGUACAAUUCCAGUUACUACUGUGAAUACAAAUAUACCUGUGCCCCUCCAAAUAAACGGAUCAGCUCCUAUGGCAAUAGGUAAACGUGAAACUAGAAAAUCAGACUCUGACAAAAUUGACAAAGAAAAGGAGAAACGUUCACGAAGUCGAAGCGGCCGAAUGAGAUCUAGAACAAGAUCACGUUCACGUUCGUGGGAAAGAGAUAGACGUAGAUCUAGAAGCAGGGAACAUAUUCGCCGUGAUCGAGAACGCGACAGAAGUCGACCCUGGAGAAACGAGUCACCACCAAAUACAAGACGACACGACAGAAGACGAAGUAGGAGUCGUAGUACAUCGCCAAUACGGCCCAGAAUACGAGACGGCCCUGACAAUCGUGACCACAGAGCACGAUUUAGGAACAGGUCUCCAACACCUCUUCGGUCAAGAUCUCGAUCAAGAUCGCUAGAUCGUAAGAAAGUAGAUCGGUCGGAAAGAAUGGAUGUAGACAGAACGGAAAGAAUUGAAGGAAGUCCUGGUGGUGGUACUCCAACACAGGACAGUAAUCACGGGGAUGUAGACAUGAGGUUGUCUACUACUAGUCAAUCAAUUCAAAGCGUUGUUGCUGUUGCUUCUAGUGUACCAAAUAACCAACCAGGAUUCCAAACAAAGAGGAGGUGCAGAGACUUUGACGAAAAAGGAUAUUGCAUGCGAGGUGAUUUGUGCCCUUAUGAUCAUGGAACAGAUCCAGUUGUAUUAGAAGAUGUAGCUUUAAGUCGCGUUCUGACCUUCGGACCGCAUAGUGCACAAGCACCGGGAACUGUACCUGUAACAGCAGUACCAGAACCACCUCAAGGACCUACAGGAAAUGCACCACCUCAACACCUUCCUCUUGCGAGUUUACCUCCGCCUCAUUUAAGAAAUCAACAUCAUUCUAAUAUGGACGCAUUCGCAGAGUACAACCCAGACGCGCCAAGCAUGGAGCCACGAAUGCCAUGGGGAAGGCAUCCCCUACCAGGACCUGGAAUUUAUGGACGAGGUCAAAGAGAAUUAAUUAGCGUGCCAGUUAUUCCACAUACGAACUCGUCUGAGAUAACGCAUACUCAGACGAAUCCGUUAAAGCGUAAACAAGCAUUCGAUUUCAAUCGUCUUGGACCAAAACAACGAGUGGUGCACAAUUCGGCCAACUGUUCUUUGGAACUGAAAAAGGUUCCUCGCAGCCUGAACAACAUAACCCAAUUGAAUAAUCACUUCUCAAAAUUCGGUAAAAUUGUAAAUAUCCAAGUUAAUUUUGGUGGGGAUCCUGAGGGAGCGUUAGUUACCUUUCAACUACCGACCGAAGCAAAGGCUGCGUACAGAAGUACAGAGGCUGUGUUGAAUAAUAGAUUUAUCAAAGUGUUUUGGCACAACAAUGUUAACAAUAAUGCAGCUGGCGAUGCUAUUGAAAACGUACCGCCAGGAUGUCGACCCUCUGUCAAAGAACGAUUGGGUGCUGCUAUACCCGCGCCAGCGAAAACCGAAGAAAAUGAAUAUAUUCCCACUCGUCGUUCGACCGAAGAACAAGUCACGCAAAGCUUGGUCCCGACAUCGCCAAAAACCACCGCCACUGUUCCUACGCGGGAAGACAAAGUACUUGCAAUAAAAAAAACACAAGAAAUACUAGCUGCUAAGGAAACCUUAAAAAAGAAACAGGAAGAGAAACGUAAAGAGGCGUUAAAGUUAACCGCCGACCUGCGAAAAAGAAAACAGGAAUUAUUAGAUAAGCAUUUGAUAGAAAUUCGAGCAUUGAUCGACAAAGCCGAAAAGAAUCCAGAACAAAAAGAUGCACUUAUGACAACGAUAAAGACCAUGCAACAAACUAUCGACAAUUUACGAAAGGAUCUAGCUGCAAACGGUCAAAUUGGUGGAAAUAAGACACAAGCGAAAUCCAGAGAACAAACCCAAAAAGAGAUAUUAGACGCUGAGUUAGAUUUAAUGACUGCUCAACAAGAGGGACAAGACGCCGGAGAGUUGCAAAAGAGAUUAAACGAGCUACGAGCUCAAGCUGCUGCGUUAGGUUUAAAUGCAGGUCCAACUGUUGGUAGAGGUACAAGAUCCAGUAGAGUUAUACGAGGUACCCAUGCAUUAUCAUAUAGAGGUCGUGGUAGAGGAAGUUUUACUCACGUUUCGGUAGAUCACAGACCGACGAGUCUUCUAGUCUCUGGUUACGAAACCGAAGAAAAGGCUGAAGUUUUAGCGCAUUUUCAACAAUUUGGAGAAAUAGUGAAUCAAAUAGUGGAUGAUGCAACACCUUCAAUUGUAAUCAAUUUCAAAUCAAGAAAAGAAGCCGAGGUGGCUUUAGUAAAGGGACGCACAUUUCAGGAUAGAUUAUUAUCUAUAACAUGGGUUUCCGGGCAUCACUUACACCGUGGUGGAGGUGGUAGCAAUACAAACGCAUCAGUACAACUUUCUUCACGUUCCGAACAAGCACCACCUACAACAGAUGAAGAAAUUGAUUUAGAAGGUAACGUAGAAGCAUUACUUCUCGAAGAGAACGAAGAAGAGGAGGAUGAAGAUGGUGAAUCGCGUAGCUGGCGGCGAUAGCAGCGUCAGCGUUAUUCGUGACAAAAACUUGAUACCAGCUACAAUGACUGUGUGAUGAUCUGGGCAAAUCAAUACAUGCUCAGCACCUGCGCCACUGCUGCACCGUCGUUUGAUGCAUCAAAUGCCAUGAUUUUCACGAAAGAGUCAGGUUACGAGCUCAUACACGUUAUCAUGAGUGUUACACUAUUUGUUAAUAUUAUUAAAUAUAUGCGUGUGCGCGUUAUAACGAUAUGAAAAAUAUAUACCGUGCCGAGUUGCGCGUCGCAAAAUAGAAAACUGAUAUGCAAGUUUCCAACAAGAAAAAAAUCUAACCAAAGGGUGUAACCGGAUAAGAUGAUAAAAAAUGACUCUAAAUCAAAUUGAACUUGUCAUGCAUCAAUCGAUGGAGGGCACAGAGAAAAAAACCUUUGCAAUUUUGGCUCUAGUUAUAGGGUGAAACACAGUUUUUGCUUGAUUUGUCUUAUUUACAUCAAUCGAAAAUUCUGAAAAAAAAAUUAGGUAUAUUUUAGCCAUUGGAAUACACACCUGUGAAUCUUUUCAGAAUUUUUAGCUUCAAAACCGAUUUUAAAAAAUAAAAAAAAUUUUUGAAAUGCCGAUUUCUUAUAGAAAUUACGAAAUGUCUACAUAUUUUUAUAGUUUUAGCACCUGGUUAGGAUUAUUAACAUAUCAUUUUUUCAGAUUUUUCAAGAUGGGGGCACAUAUUUUAAAAAAUCAAAAAGCCGGUCAUUUGUUACAUUACCGACGAUGCCAAUCGUUUGACUAUGUCGAUAUUAUUAUAGUUUUAUUAGCUCAUUAUAAUCGUUAACUUGCAUUUUUUUUUUUUCAGAUUUUUUAGAAAGGUGCGUCAUAUUGAAAAAAUUAGAAAACCAUUAUUCUUUACCUUUUCCAUAUCCAUACAAGUAUCACAAUCAUACGGCUCGUAUAAUUAAUUUUUUUAAAUGGAUAUUAUAUCGAAUUUUAAAUAACGUGCAUUUAGAUUAUUUUCUACAAAAAAAAGUUAUCCUACUGCUUUAGUCUUCGUCGCUAUCAUCGUUGAUUACAAGAUGUGUUUCUUCAAUAGCAAAAAUUUUGGGGAGGAUUUCUACCAGCGAAGUUUCUUUACCAGUUUCAUUACCAAACGAGAAUCAUUAGUUUCCAAUGUGGUUCGUUGAUUCCGUUUGCCUUAAACAAAAGGCAUAAAUAUUUUUAAUCUAUCGUCUUCCAAAUAGUUUUUCGCGUCUCGAUUAUCAUCAAUUACGAUACCAUACAGUCUUCUCAAAAUAAAUAUUUGUUUCUUUGUUUCAUGUGGUGCAUUAAUAAUAUUACUUAUAGAGCUGCAGAGACUAAGCAAACAUCUGUGACUUAAGACAAAUCUGAAAAGUGGCAUUUUAAUAUAUUCAUACUCGCUUGCCUGACGAGAAUCAUUUCUGUUAAAAAUGCAGGAUGGAUCUUCUUUCGAUGGUACAGAAUUAGAUGAUGAUUUUCUUCGUGAAGAACAUGCAACACAAUCAAAUAAAGCUUUUUUUAAUACAUCAUGCGAAGUACUGGACAGUGGUACUUCAUAUUCUUCUGUGUAGAUAUUUCUUCUGUUUCUAUAACACUGUCCAAUAAAUUAAAAUCUUUUUCUGUUGUGCUAUAUCCGCUAGGUAUUCCUAGUGAAGUUUCAAACAGGAAUGCAGAAGCAGAAUUGUUCCAUCGUUCUUAGUCUUUGAGGAGUACGAAUUUUUGUGAAAAAGUACGAUUUUGAGCAAAAAUUAGAUGUCGCAUGAAAACUUAAAAACGUUUUAACCGUUUCAGUGGCAGGGGUAAUUUUGAAAUGCGUGUCGAAUACUGCCACGCGAAGCGAUAACGCUUCAUCUGUUUCAUGUCGAGAAAAAAAAACCAAUCAGUAACAUUAAACCCUUAACGCUCAUAUAUUUUAUAGAUUUACAGUAAAAAUUGCCCAAAUUUUUGUUUUGCCUAAAUUCACGUCCUGUGAGCAUUGUAAUUUUGUUUCGCAAUACUUUUGCUAAAAUACACGAAUGUUAAAUGACUGACACCGUCAGUAAUACGAACAAUUACCGGUUUUUGUGAUUUUGUUGUGCCCCAUUUUGAAAAAUUUGACAAAACUAUAUGUUAACGACCAGAACGAGGUGCUUGAACUGUUAAAAUGUAAACUUGGUCGUUUUAUAACUUCUAUAACAAAUCGGCAUUUCAAAAUUUUUUUUAUUUUUUAUUUUAAGUUUAGUUUUGAAGCUAAAAAUUUUGGUAAUAUUCGUAGAUGUAUAUUCCAAUGGCUAAAAUGUUCGUAAUUUUUCAAAAUUUCGAUCGAAGAAAAUAAGAGUUGUCAAGAAAAAAUUGUUAAUUGCGAUACAUCCUAGAACUACCUCAAUCAUGCGGAUAGAAAACUGAAACUUUGCAGAGUGGGUUUGUUCUCUGUAUCCUCCAUCGACUGAUGCAUGACAAAUUUAUCUGGUUACGCCCUUUAUCCCAUUAUUUGUAGAAUAAAAUCGCUAUGUUUUGUA